UUUAUUUUAUUUGAAAAUUUUUUUUGUCGUCUUAACAUGGAGUGUUACGAAAAGGUUGUGGUCUUUGUUGCUUUCUACCUGCUGUAUCCAAACUCGAGUUAGGGCCAGAAACAGGAUUAUAAUCAAGACUACCACGGACAACGAUGGCAGGUUUAGAUUACGUUCUCUUUGAAGAACCUACCGGUUACGCUGUCUUCAAAGUCAAGCUUCAGCAAGACAACAUUGGUUCAAGGUUGAAGGAUGUGCAAAAGGCAGCCAACGAUCUUGCUACUUUCUCCAAGAUCGUCGAACUCGUUUCCUUUGCUCCUUUCAAAGGUGCAGCACAGGCUUUGGAAAAUGCCAACGAUAUCAGUGAAGGUUUGGUCUCUGACUACUUGAAGUCUGUUAUCGAGCUUAACAUUCCAAAAGCAGACGAGCAGGUCAACCUGGGUAUCUCUGACAAGCAGUUGGGACCAUCCAUCAAAGAGUGUUUCCCAUACAUCGACUGUCACUCUAACGAGGUUGUUCAAGACAUAUUGAGAGGUAUCAGAUUGCACAGUGUGAAGCUAUUGAAGAACUUGCAGGAAGGUGAUAUUGAAAGAGCACAGUUAGGUCUAGGACAUGCUUACUCAAGAGCUAAGGUUAAGUUCUCAGUCCAAAAGAAUGACAAUCAUAUCAUACAAUCCAUUGCGUUAUUGGAUCAACUAGAUAAAGACAUCAACACCUACUCUAUGAGAGUGAAAGAAUGGUACGGUUGGCACUUCCCUGAGUUGGCCAAAAUAGUCAACGACAACCACACUUACUGUAAAUUGGUGCUUAUGAUUCAAAACAAGGCAAACAUAAACGACGAAAGCUUACAUGAAAUCGCAGCAUUGGUUAACGAUGAUGCCGGUUUAGCCCAAAAAAUUAUUGAUGCCGCCAAAAUGUCUAUGGGUCAAGACGUCUCCGAGUCUGAUAUGGAAAAUAUUCUCACCUUUGCCAGAAGAACGGACUCCAUUUCGAGCUACAGAAUCAACCUCUACAAGUAUUUGACUGACAAGAUGCACUUGGUUGCUCCAAACUUAUCCGAAUUGAUCGGUGAAGUUGUUGGUGCAAGAUUGAUUUCCCACGCUGGUUCCUUAACUAACUUGUCCAAGCAAGCUGCUUCUACUGUUCAAAUUUUGGGUGCCGAAAAGGCUUUGUUCAGAGCUUUGAAGACCAAGGGUAACACUCCAAAGUAUGGUUUGAUCUACCACUCCUCAUUCAUUGGUAAAGCCACACCAAAGAACAAGGGUAGAAUCUCAAGAUACUUGGCCAACAAGUGUUCUAUUGCAUCCAGAAUCGAUAACUUUAGCGAUGAUGCUAACAACAUCUUCGGUAAGGUUUUGAAGCAACAAGUCGAAGACAGAUUAGAAUUCUACACAAGCGGUAAGGCACCAAUGAAGAACGCUGACGCAAUCAGAGAAGCUUUGUCUUUAUCUGGAGCCAACGACUUGGUAGAGGAAAAGAAGAAGAAGAAGAAGUCCAAGGACUAAGCGCUCUCCCGUAGUAUCCACCUGUACCUCUAUUUUCUCCCUCAUAGCGAUAUACAUUAUAUACACAACAUAUACAUAUCAAAUACAAUACGUAAAAAAGAAACUCAUGUAGAAGCAUCAUCCGUUUCCCGUCCCCCAGGCCGGAUGGUGCUUACGUAACAGCACAAUG
Molecule: messenger RNA, 1662 nt
Organism: Pichia membranifaciens NRRL Y-2026
Lineage: Eukaryota; Fungi; Ascomycota; Pichiomycetes; Pichiales; Pichiaceae
Exons: 2
Coding region: 144-1493 (449 amino acids)
Cellular component (GO): small-subunit processome; box C/D methylation guide snoRNP complex
Molecular function (GO): snoRNA binding
Source: RefSeq, a predicted model, not a curated record